AUGAAUAAAUACUCUUUAAGAUUUGACAACCCUAAAAUGGAAAACCUAUAUUUUUAAGAUUAAUUCGAAGAAUUAUUUAACUUUUAUACUUGGGCUUGUUGUUUAGGUACAAUAAGUGCGAUAUGUGUUUUUACUAUGGAAUUUGUUGUUCCAUUUGGGUUUGGAUUUUGGAAAUAUACAUUAAUAAUGAUUCCACUAGGCUUUGGAUUUAGUCAUAGACUUAUAAAAAUAUUGCCUUAAUACUUUAAUUAUGUUUUGGCUAUGAUGAAUAUUUCAUUAGGUGGUCUAAUUUUCAUUUUACUAUAUUUUUUCUCUCAUUCCGAUAUUCUCUUUUUAGCAGGAUAAACUGUUGCAAUGAUUCAAUACAGUUUGCUUUUGGGCUCAAAUAUCGUUAUCAACAUAUUGGUUUUAUUAAUAAAUUAGAUAGGAUUGAUGAUAUUAGGUUCAAUAAUCCAGAAUUAUUUUAAUUCAUUAUAAUUAAUGUUUAUUUUGGCAUUAGUAUUAGUAUUAAAAUCAAUUUGGAGCAGUGAAAAAAUGAAAAGAUAAUUUUUUUUACUGAAGCAUUAAAAUUUUCAAUUACACAAAUAAUUAGAUAAUGUAUUUUCAUUAAAAAUUUUAAGAUGUAAAUUUGAUAAGAAAUUGAAUCAAUUACUAUUAGUAGAUAUAAAUAAAUAAGCAGAAAAGAUAAUUUAAGAUUAAAAAUAAUUUCUAUAAUUUAUUAGACAAUAUUCAAUAGUUUAAAUUAGAUCUCUCUCAUAACCAUUCUAAAUAUUAACUAAUAGCUAAAGAUUUUUGUAUAGAACAUAAAAUUUAGAAUAAAUACUUUAUAAUAUGCUUGGAGGAGAUGAUAAAGAGAAAUCAUCAGAAAUUUAUUCUGAAACAACUAAAAUAGCAUAUAGAAUAGGCAUUUAUAAAAUUAUAGAAAAAAAUUCAGUUCAUUUAAUUUUGCUACUUUAAGAAGAUUCAGAAUACUAAAAGAUAUUAAAAUUAAAUAAAGAUAUAAGAAAGAAAAAUCGUAAUUAAAGAUUAUUGAUUGUUUGCCUUGAAAAUGCUAAAAAAUCCUUAUAAAUAUUAAAGUAUUUGACAAAUGAAAUAAUUGACUAAAAAGAGAAGGUCUAUUAAAAUCUAUUAAUAAAAACUAAAACAAUUAGUUUAAUUUCUCUUUCAUAGAGUAUUUUAUUUAAAUCAAUUCAUGGAUAUUAUAAUUUUCUAAUUCUCAAUAAAAUGCAUCAAUAAUUUUAAGAAAUAAUUUAAUUUAAUAUAGAAAAGUUAAUAUAUGAUUUACAUAAAUUGAGAUGUGUAUUUUGUAAUAUAAAGUAAUUAACUAUUACAUUUGAAGGUGAUAAUUCAUAAUGUUAAUCAAAUUAUGUUUUAACAUUAUAAUUGAUUUUAAAUUUACUCAAAGAUUAAUUUAGCAAUCGAACUUAUAAAAAUAUUUCAAUACAAGUAGAUUAUAUAUUUAUUCUAGACUUAACUUUAAGAAUAAGAAAAGGCUAAAGUGAUUAACUAUAAGAUAUUUUUAUUCACAAGUGAAAAAAUUGAAAAAGUUUACAAUCCUAUAAAUAAAAUAAUUAUAAAUUAAUCUAGCUACCUAAAGAAAAUCAACAAAAAAAUAUUAGAAAUUAUUGGAUGGAAUAAAUAAAUAAUAAUAACUCACUAAAUAAAUUUUGACUUAAUUGAAUUUAAUCUUAUUCAUUCACUUGAAGAGUUUAAAGAAGUAAUUAAGAAUUGA
Molecule: messenger RNA, 1732 nt
Organism: Paramecium pentaurelia
Lineage: Eukaryota; Ciliophora; Oligohymenophorea; Peniculida; Parameciidae
Source: the annotation of a GenBank genome assembly